This is a messenger RNA of Staurois parvus, 294 nucleotides long. The record is from the annotation of a GenBank genome assembly. Lineage: Eukaryota; Metazoa; Chordata; Amphibia; Anura; Ranidae.
AGCACACAGGCAAGAGUAGUCAGGGCUGGUGAGGUGGAGUGGUCAGGCAGGUCGGGUCAGGAACCAUUGGGCAGACAAGGUACAAAGGAGCAGGCAGAGCGUAGUCAGACAGGCCGGGUCAGGAACAAUCAGGCAGACAAGGUACUAGAGGAGCAGGCAGGAGAGUGGUCGGGAAUAGCCGGGGUCGGUGCAGGCAGAGUUCUAUCAAUGUCAGGCAGAGGGAUCAGGAAGGAAGGAAGGAAGGCAGGCAGGUUCAGACACAGGGGCUCAUGGGAACAAUACACCAAGGCACUG